Lodderomyces theae is the source of this 4323-nucleotide messenger RNA. RefSeq names its product Bnr1p (gene BNR1). Gene Ontology annotation, molecular function: actin binding; small GTPase binding. The transcript has a single exon. Gene Ontology annotation, biological process: mitotic actomyosin contractile ring assembly; barbed-end actin filament capping; actin filament bundle assembly. The coding region runs from base 1 to 4323 and encodes 1440 amino acids. Lineage: Eukaryota; Fungi; Ascomycota; Pichiomycetes; Serinales; Debaryomycetaceae. The record is from RefSeq and is a predicted model, not a curated record. Gene Ontology annotation, cellular component: cell division site; cellular bud neck; mating projection tip.
AUGUCAAAGCUAAAUCCCAAAUCAUUGCAUGUGACAACUGUACUAGGGCAAAAUGAAGCAACCGACACAUUCGAGCGAGCGUCUAUGAGAAAAGACAAGAUGCCUGAUAAGCAAGUCGUUGAAAGACUAUUUGAAAAGCUCCUAUCUAUAAGGGCAUUUCCAGAGAAGGCCAAGGCGAGUUUGCGGAAUCAAUCAACAGAGCGAAAAUGGGACCUCCUUCUAACGGAGAACGAAACAAAUAGCUCCUUCGAUUUGAAGAAAAUGUCGCUCGCUUCCGUGUCGACACCAACAUUGAUCGGAAAUGACGAAAGUGGUGCCUCCAAAUCUAAAGAGUCCUCCCCCGCCCCCGCCACCGCCCCGAAAGCAGUACUUGAUGGGCUUCUACCGCUGUUGAAGCCAAAAAAGUCGUCUCACAAUUUGAAAGAGCAACAGCGCAAUCGUCAACCUAUGAUAAGCGAGGGCUUGCCCAGCUGGUUUGUGUGGAAGCUUUUGAACAAAGACAUUGAUCUUCAAAACUUGGUGAAGUUGGAACGGCACUUAACUGAGAACAAAUUGCUUGAGGGGAAUAUCACAUGGACCCAGAAUUUUCUAUCUAUACAGGGUGAGACUGCUUUGGCGGUGAAUUUAUCCCUGGUUGGUAAAAAGGUUAUUAAAUCGAACAAUGAAUAUAACUACGAAUACCUUCUUGUCAAGUGUUUGAAAAGUGCGUUAGAGCAUCAAUCUUAUCUCCAACACUCUGGACACGACAAUGGUUCUGCCAUUAGCAAAAGCGUGAUUUUAUCAUCACUCAUGGGUGCACUAACGUCCACCCGAAUGAGCACAAGGUUUUUAGUUACGGAAAUCUUGGUCAUUUUGAUGAAGAGCGGGUUGAAGGAACUACGCGAUGACAUUGUUGAUCACUUGCGAAGCUUGAGGUUUAAUGAUAAAAAUCUCAUAAGUUUUGAAGCUUGGCUAGAUGUCUUUGGGAGCUCAUUGAGAACGGCGAGCUGGGGUAGUAAAAUAAGCGACCAUUCAUACUUGAAAAACUACAUUACAAUUACACUAAUCUUGAUCAAUGUCGUUGUGCAAACAGCUGGACCAGCACGUAAGAGAAUUGCAAUCAGAAAAGAGUUGGAAGUAUCUCACCUACUUUCGAUAUUUGACACUAUUAGACAGUUUGAAGAUGAUAGGAUUCACCAUGAACUACAAAAGUAUGAAAAAUUGGCUAAAGAUGAUGAGCAACAAAAGAGGAUGAGAGAAAGUAAGAUCUUACCCCAAGUUCCCAUCGCCGAUGAAGAAUCAGAAUCAGAAUCAAAAUCAAAAUCAAAAUCAUUACUAAGGAGUUCCAUUGCUAUCUCUAGUGAACAAGACGAGUUAGCCAAAUAUGGUCUUUUUGGGUCUCAAAAGAGAAAAUUACGGACAAGCCAUUCUAAUAUCGGCUCUUAUGCAGCUGAGCAGCAAUAUUUACCAAAAGGGGAAGAAACAACUAUUGCAAAAGAAGCUUAUCUGAAGAUUUUAGCGCUCGAGAGUAUGCUGGAUUCAAAUGGAUUGAUAAACAAAGUAUUAGUACUCCUAGAUCGCUUGAUUGAAAAUGGCGCCAAUCUACUGUCCGAUCUGAAUGAGAAUGAUUCAUUUUCCUCCGUAACAUUGGAACGAUUGAUAGAUUCGUUAGCAUCUGACGCUGUUGCUAGGGCUGCCAUUGCGGAAACCCGUACACUAAAGAGAGAAUUGAAACGACAAAGACAGUUGAAUGAGUCACUCCUAAGAAAUUCUGACUUGGUGAAUAAAGCAAACUUGCCAGCGGAAAAUGAGGCACAUUUACAAGAGAUAAAGUCACUCGGAAGUCAAAUCAGCUUGCUACAAAGACAAAUAAAGCAACUUGAGCAGGACAAAGCCAAAACUUUGAGGAAUCGAAACAAAGGUCAUCACUCCUUUGAAGACCUUAGCAAUCGAGAAGAUAGCGAUGUCGAUAUUGGUGGGCAAAAAGAUAGUCCAUUUUCGACGGACAACAAGACAGAGAGUAUAUCUGGGGAAGUUUCCUCUACUCGAAAGUUUAAGAGUGGACCACCUACACCACCACUCUUGUAUUCACGACCAGUUCAAAAACCAAAUAACAACAUUAUUUCUAGUACUCCCGCUACCAAUGGCAACGUGGAACAACAACUUGAAGAGCAAGUUGGCGCACAAAAUACUGAAUAUCGGGUUGUUAAUCCGCCACAGUCGCAUAUACCAGGGGCACCCCCUCCUCCCCCUUUACCCUCAUUUUUGGAUGGGCUUGGGAUUGCAAGUACUAACCUGCCUUCUAAUACGGGCUCGAACAACAUACCACGACCUCCCCCUCCACCCCUUCCACCAUUUAUGCUGAAUCUGCAAGCAAAAGAGACGUUGCCAAGUUUGGGCAGCAAUCCCACGUCAACACCACCGCCACCACCGCCUCCUCCGCCUCCUCCGCCACCAGCUCCUCUGCUUCCCGGAUCUACAUUUGCUUCGAGAAAUGUGUCGACAUCAACAGUAUCACCAGAUAAUACUCGCAUAUCCUCGCCCUUGCCGGCUCCACCUCCACCACCACAUCCAGCCGACCUUUUUGCUAAACUGAAUACUGCGGCCAGGUCUUUGGACAAAAAUAGUGGAGGGAUCAGUACUAGCCUCUCCGAACCAGUCUUUGUUCCUGUCAAGCCCAAAGUGAAACUAAAACAAUUGCAUUGGAAUAAAAUCAACGAUAUUGAAAACACAUUUUGGAGCGAAGCUGAUGAUCCUUCAAUCGCAGACAAACUUGCUUUUGAAGGGGUGUUUAAUGAGAUUGAGAGAGUGUUUGUGGCGUCUCAACCACUGAAGAAUGCGUCUGAUAUAGCAAAGUCCAGAAAACCAAACUCCGACGCCAAAGCUGCAAAAGUUUCUUUUCUCUCUAGAGAUUUGGCGCAACAGUUUGGUAUAAAUUUGCACAUGUUUGCUGGAGUGCCAGAAGAAGCUUUAGUUUUGAAAAUUUUGCGGUGCAGCCCGGAGAUCUUGGAAAAUAUCAGUGUUGUGGAAUUUUUCAACAACGACGCCUUACUUGAGAUUAGCGAUAGUAUGGCAAAGAAUUUCUUGCCUUAUUCAAGUGAUCCACGUACGCGCAAGAAACCGCAAAAAGAUCCCAAUGUUCUUGAUAGACCCGACAGAUUGUAUCUUGAAUUGUGUUUUAAUCUCAAACAUUAUUGGCGUGCCAGAUCGAAAGCAUUGUUAUUCACUCAGUCAUACAGUAGGGAGUUUCAUCAUUUGAAAGAAAAGUUGGAUUUAAUCGACCAAGGGAUUUCAAGUGUGAAGGACUCAAAGGGGCUCAAAGGUGUAUUGAAUUUGUUGAAGAUUAUGGGUAAUUUUAUGAAUGAACACACCAAACAAGCUCGUGGGUUCAAGUUGGAUUCUUUAGAAAGACUCAAGUAUAUGAAAGACGAACUGAAUUCAAUGAGCUUUCUCCAUUACAUUGAAAAGAUUAUUCGACAAUCCUUUUCGGAGUAUGGGUCUUUUGUUGAUGAUUUGGAGCCGUUGACGGAGAUUCAAAAUGUGUCAAUUGAACAAUUGGAAGUUGAUUGUAAGGCAAUGGAUAAAGAGGUGGAUAUCGUUAACAACUCUCUAGAAAAGGGCAAAUUGAGUAGAGAAAAGGAUUUGCAUCCUUGCGAUCGGAUAAGAGAGACCAUUGCACAGCCAAUGCAAAAUGCAACUAGCAGGAAUUCACUUGUGCAAUCUCGUAUGAAACGAACUUUGUCGAGCUUCAAGUCAUUGAUGGUAUACUUUGGAGAAGAUCCAAAUGAUUCAAAAGCCAAAGAUACAUUUUUCCAAAAGAUUGCCACUUUUGUUGCUGAAUUCAAAAAGACUCAUGUAGACAACAUCCAAAGAGAAGAAGAGCAACGAGUAUAUGAAGCUAGAAAGAGGAAAAUUGAGAAUGAGUCUGCAAAUAAAACCCCACCUGAAGAUGCCGAUGAAAAGAAUUUUGUUGACAGUGUUGAAGAAUCGUCGGCAGUUAUUGAUUCGUUAUUGGAGAGAUUGAGAUCUGCUUCUGACCAUUCAAAAAUCCUCAGAGAGAAUCGAAAAGGCAAGUUGUCAACUAAUCCACCUGAUAGUGAAGUCUCACCUGUUGAAUUGGAAGCGGUUACCGGGGCGGAGUAUGAAUACGAAAGUGUUAGCAAUCUCAAGCAAAGAUUGACAAGAAGGAAAAGUACACUUGGAUUGGCCUCAGCAAAUAAGGAGAGUAGUGCUUCAAGGGCACAGGUGAUGUUGCAUCAGUUGAGAACAACUGACGACCUUACACUGGUGAUACCCAACGACGAAGGAAAUAAGGAGAACAUGGUUGGUAUAGAAAAGGAAUAG